UAAGCACAUUUAAUUAACCUUAAUGCUGGGGCAGGGCAGGUACAUAAGACAAAUGAGGUUGAGAAACACAGUAAGAACCCAUUAAAGAGAACUCCAUUUGUAGGGGAGGGCAUUUCGAUUUUAAAUUCGUCUGCAAAAGUGAACAAAACUCAGUUUACUCCAAUUUCUAAAUUGCCCUUUAUGUCCAAGCUUUUAGAUAUUUUUCAUAUUUAAAUAUGUUUCAGUCCAGCAUAAGUGUAGAGGUACACAGUACUGAAUAUGCCCUGUUGAAGGUCAUCAAUUAAAUUAUACUCUUCAUGGAUUCAGGCUCAUGCGCUGUUUUAGUACUAGAUCUUAGUGCUGCGCUUGACACUAUUGACCUUAACAUCCAUCUCAACCACCUGGAGUCUAUGGUCAGCAUCCAGGUAUUGGCUCUGCAGUGGUUUGCCUCCUAUUUGAAAAACAGGAAAUUUUCUGUAAACAUAGGAAAGUUUUCAUCAUUGUCCGCCCCACUAUUGUGUGGUGUCCCUCAAGGGUCCAUUCUAGGCCCCUUACUCUUUCCCUCUACAUGCUUCCUCUGUUUUUAAGAAGUACAACAUAUCUUAUCACAGAUAUGCUGACGACGUACAGUUUUACCUUCCAGCUAAGUUAGAUGUUAACUGUCCUUUUGAAAAUCUCUUGUAGUGCAUUGAAGAUAUUAAAUGUUGGAUGGCAAAAAAAAUUUGCAGUUAAAUGAAGGUAAAACUGAAGUGUUGAUUUUAGGUUCCUCCGUGACAUCUUCCAUUCUAGAAGCCCAGCUGGGUUCUCUUUUCUUUAAAUGUACAAAAGCAUGUCAAAAGCCUCUGAGUGAUUUUAGACUCUUCACUACUUUUUAAUAAAUAGAUUAGUGCUGUAAUUAAAGGAAGCUUCUUUCACCUCAGAUCUAUUGCAAAAAUAAAAAUUUUCUUUCAAGUAAAGAUCUGGAAAUCGUCAUCCGUUCUUUAAUUACACCAAGGCUAGAUUAUUGUAACUCGUUGUAUAUUGGCCUCCCUGAAUCUGCUUUAUUACGUUUACAACUAGUUUAAAAUGCGGCAGCCAGGCUGUUAAUGGUCGAAAAAGAGGGAUCAUAUAUCCCCUAUUUUAGCAUUUCUUCACUGGCUUCCUCUAAAGUUCAGGGUUGAGUUUAAAAUCCUUCUCUUUGUGUAUAAGUCACUCAGUGGAUUCACGCCUCAAUACAUUAGUGACCUUCUUCUCUCUUCUUCUUCCCCUAGAGCACUCAGGUCCUCUGAUUAACUUCUUUUGUAUAUGCCCCGUUGUCAUUGUAAAUCCAAAGGUGAUCGGGCCUUUUCUGUAGCUGUGCCCAACCUUUGGAAUGAUCUCCUGUGACGAGGGCGUGGCCGGGCUGUGUGGGUGCAUGGCCGGCCCUGAAUCAGAUGAUCAGCAGGAGAGCGAGAUAAAGGGGGCCGGAGACACCAGUUCAAGGGAGAGAGAGACGCAUGCUGCCACGCUGCAUGUGUGUGUUUGUUUUAUAUUGUUUUAAGUUGAGUUUUACCAUUAAACUUUACGUUAACUGUUCAGCCAGUUCCCGUUUCCUCCUUGCCCAACCUUUACCUGUUACAGUGGUGCUGAAACCCAGGAGGGAGGAGGGAUGCGCUGUCCUCGCCACUGCCAUCUGGCAGGGGAGCAGCCGCGGCCAUCUGCCUGGGGAUGGAGGGGUUGCUGCCGGCCGCCGAGAGCUGGAGGAACCGCUGCCGUACGCUGAAGAAGGGUAGAAGCGGUUCCGUCCACCAGGGGUUGGAAGGCUCGCUGCUGUCCACUGGGGGAGGAACAAGCUGUCAUCUGCCAGAAGGCGGAGGAGCAGUUGAGGACUGGGCAACGCCUACCCUCAUCUCUCCCCCAGGUUCCCAGGAGGCGGGGUGGACCACUGGCUGACCACUGGGCAGCGUCUCCCCUCCAGAGAUGAGUAAGUCAGUCCAGUGGCGCCCCAGCCUGAAUUGGCGGGGGAGGAGUGUGACAAGAAGGAAGGCAUAGCCAGGCCGUGAGUGUGCAUGGCUGGCGCUGAAUCAGAUGUUCAGUGGGAGAGUGAGAUAAAGGGGGGCCGGAGACGCCAGUUCGAGGGAUAGAGAGGCGCACGUGGCCGUGCUGCAUGUGUGUGUGUUUGUUUAUGUUGUUUUAUGUUGAGGUUCUCAUUAAACUUUAUGUUGACUGCUCCUUGCCCACCUUUACCUGUUACAUCUCCCCUUUCAUGUGAGGUCUGCUCCUUCCUUAGCUAUUUUUAAAUCUUCUCUUAAAACCUAUUUUUAUUCUCUAGCUUUUGAUAAUGUUUAAAUAUCAGGUUGUAUUUUCCUGAUUGUUGUACUUUUAUGUGUUUCCAUUGUGUAUCAGGAUUGUACAGCACUUUGGGUCAACCUCUGUUGUUUUUAAAAGUGCUUUAUAAAAAAUGUUGACUUGUCUUGAUUCAAUUUUCCUCAAAGAGUGACAUAAUGGCAUGUAGCAGCUGUAGAGACCAAAGACCAAAGUGUAUGAUCAGCGAGAUAGAUAGAGGUGACCUUCUGAAAAGGACUGGGAAAGGGAGAGAGAGAGUGAGAGAGAGAGAGAGAGAGAGAGAGAGAGAGAGAGAGUGGGAUGGAGUUUCAGCAGCUGAAAGAUCUAUUGAACGGCAGAUAAUGCAAUGUACUUCUGCUAUUGAGAGCCUCUUUAUAUAGCUUCACACCCACCUGCCAGACCCAGCCAGGCCUGAGAAGUGUCAAAAUGGGGCAGACUUCACUGCGUUUGUCUAAUGUUGGUGCUAAAGCUUAUUUGUACCUUCCAACCCCUCCCCUAAUCAUCUGUUAUCAACAUAUCUGGUCAGUUCUUGUUUAUCUCACUUUCUCUCUCUCUCCAACUCAAACACUCACAUAGACAAGGAUGUAAUAAAGGACAUUAGAAGCAUGUGGCCCUGUCAAUCAUCUCAGUAUGUUCCUCUGUUCCACACUGUCCUCUGAAUGGUGUCAAAGUACAUGUGACCAAACAACAGAAGCAAGCCCCCUCUCUGUCACUCCACUAACUCUCUCUAAUUCUCUCUGGAGGAUCCAACAGAUCAUAAGUUAGUUUAAAGGGUUGCCUUGGCCUGUAUGUGAUCUUGGUGCAGUUAAACUCCUUAAAAAUUUCUUGGGUGGAUACAAGCACAUUUUUCUAGACAGGACUGUCUGGUUUUGCCUGCCAUAAUUGUGUGAGUGAGUGACUGCAAAAUGGUAGCGUCACACGGCUUGUUUCUUGGGCUUUUCAUAGUUCUGCUCAGCACUGGAAUGUUUAAGGAUAUUGUACAGGCUGAAGAGGGGCAGCAAACUGAGAAGGCAGAGGAGCUGGGGGGUUUGGAUGUUACUGGAGAUGAGGAAGAGGAUGCAUCUGAUGACAAAGAGGGUGGAAACACAUCUGAGGAGGUGGCUGAUGGCACGGGAGAGGAUGAAGAAGGAGAUGUGGAAGGGGAAGAGGAAGAGGAUGAUGGAGAGGAAGGGGCAGCUCCUGCUGGUGAGGUAGAGGAAGGAGUGUCUGAGAAAGAGGAAGUGGUGGAGGAAAAGAUUGAGAAGGAGGAAGGAGCCGCAGAGCAGGAGGAAGGAGCAGCAGAGGAUGAGGAGAUAGAGGAAGUAGCAGAGGAAGAUGAGAAAAGAGAAGAAGCCAUAUAUGAUGAGAGGGAGGAAGAAGUAGAAGAGGAGGAGGAAGCAAAGGAUGAGGAGGAGCAGACAGAAGCAGCAGCAGAGGAGGAGGAGGAAGAGGUGCAAGAAGCAACAGCAGAGGAAGAGGAAGCAGCACAACAGAUAGAGGAGGAAGAAGCAGCAGAGGAGGUGGAGGAGGGAGCACCAGCUGAGCAAGAAGAGGAAGAGGUAAAUGAGGAAGUGGUAGCUGCUGAUGAGAAUGAAGAUAAAGAGGACACUGAUGAGGAAGAUAAGGAAGCAGAUGAACAAUCAGAGGAUCUUGAACUGGUUGAGGAAAAAGAGGAGGCCAGUGAGACUGAGGAAGCUGAAGAGUCCGUAGAUGGUGCUGCUGGAGAUGACACUGAAGCUGCUGAGGAGGUAAAUGUAGAGGAGGAAGAAGUACCCUCCACAGAAGAUGCAGACUACUGCUCAGGCUCUUUCUGUAAACUUUGCUCUGUCUGUGAGUGUGGUAGCUGUGACAAAUGUCCCUGUGACGAGGGAGACACAUCAGCACUCUGCCAACACUGUGAAAAUUGUUCGUACUGCUACUUUUGUCCUUUGAUCUGUGAGACAGUCUGCCAGCCAGGCGGAAUUCUUGACAUAGUGAGCGGUUCUCUCUACAAGACUGUGAGCACAUUACUCUGAAUACUCUUCACAGAACAGCGGAACUACAGACUAGAAGUCAAACCAUUCAUUUGUAGGCCUAUCGGAAGUUCAGUUGGGAAGAUCUUGGAAAUUUUGCUUUGUGUCCAACCUUGGGAGGGAACUUGGACAACCUAAUCCUAGAUAUAACUAGGGAACUUUCCCAGGACUUUAAUGUUUACCAUUUAAAAGCACUUUAAUGGUGACUUUACAGACUGAAUCAGUAAAAACUAAAUAUGAAUAUUCAGUUUAAUUGUUGUCAUUUAUAAUAGAGAUCUGUGUUUACAGACCAACAAUAUAGAAAUGCAGAAAAAAUUUUCAGUUCAAUCUCAAUUUCCAAGAAUUUAUGUCAAUGGUGUAUGUACUGUAUAUAACUGUACUUCAAAUCAUAUAAUGUCAUACUGGUUACUGGUUUCAGAUUAAGCUAUUCCUAUCUAAAUAAAUGGGUUUCAUUUGGGAUUGUGUGUCAAUCUAAAUAAAUACAUACUUCAUAUUAUAUAUACAA
Molecule: messenger RNA, 4779 nt
Organism: Myxocyprinus asiaticus (Chinese sucker)
Lineage: Eukaryota; Metazoa; Chordata; Actinopteri; Cypriniformes; Catostomidae
Product: cilia- and flagella-associated protein 251-like
Exons: 6
Coding region: 3189-4277 (362 amino acids)
Molecular function (GO): calcium ion binding
Source: RefSeq, a predicted model, not a curated record